Molecule: messenger RNA, 1030 nt
Organism: Cynara cardunculus var. scolymus (artichoke)
Lineage: Eukaryota; Viridiplantae; Streptophyta; Magnoliopsida; Asterales; Asteraceae
Product: ACD11 homolog protein-like
Exons: 5
Coding region: 83-784 (233 amino acids)
Biological process (GO): intermembrane lipid transfer; ceramide transport
Cellular component (GO): cytoplasm; cytosol; membrane
Molecular function (GO): ceramide 1-phosphate transfer activity; ceramide 1-phosphate binding
Source: RefSeq, a predicted model, not a curated record
CUCCCAUUUUCCUUCAAAUGCAUCGAUCGUAGGGGUUUUUUUAGCGCAAACUGCAACUUCACCAAAAUCACAAAACAAAUCUAUGGAUAUUUUUUCGUACUUCACCUCUGCCAUUGAUACGGAGAAUAGGAUGGGUUUUGAUGACGAUGAAUUCGAGGAUGCUGAAACAGGAACCGCUCUUUCUGUGAUUGCGGAUGCAUUUGAGGAAAUAUCGGAUUUGAUAAAAAAGGGUAACAGUAAUGGGGGUUCCUUUGAGUUGCGUUUGAAGCCUUUUUGUGAUGCGUGUUCUUUGGUCUCUGUGCUGUUUGGUUCCCUUGGCAUCGCUUUUAAGUUUGCCGAGAUGGAAUACACAUCCAAGGUGCGUGAUCUUUCUGAUGCAGCAAAUCUUUAUGGCACUUUGAGUAAAGUAAUUGAUUGUGAUGUCAAGAAUGACUCAGUGAAAUCAGCAGAGAGCCUUACUCGUAAGCUUCGGAGAGUUAGGCAGGGCUUAGAUCUCAUUAGAGAGUUGUUUCUGAAUUUUUUAUCAACAGACGAUUACUCACUGAAAGAAGCGGCUUCAACGGCAUAUAAACAAGUUUGUGCACCAUACCACACAUGGGCAGUCAGAACUGCAGUUUCUGCUGGAAUGUGUGCUCUUCCAACAAGAGAUCAACUCUUGCUGAAUCUAAAUGAAACUGAUGAAUCGGCGGAGGAUGAAAUGAGAAGGUAUAUAAAGGCAUCGCUUCCGGUCAUAAAGUACAUAGAUAAUCUUUACAUUUCAAGGGCCAUCACCUUGGAUUGGUGAUAUACUCUAAUAUAAGAGAAUCUGAAGUUGUUCACAUUUUUAACAUGGAAGACCUCUCUAUAUGUCAUAUUGUGCAUUCUUUCUGUAUAUUGGCCAUUCUAUUCUUUGUUACAAUUAGGUAAUUGUAUUAGAAAUUGCUAGUUUUUAUAUGACCAUUAUUGUCUUUGUCACUCUUGAUAAAGAUUCAUGUACAUGUUGAUUUUUGAUAUUUUCCUUGAAAUUCAUGUAUACUGAGAAUCUCUACCU